GUUUCAGGAUGCGACGCGUCGGGGAAGAAGCCUCUCUCCGGCUGGUGCAGGUUGAACAAAUUCGCACUCUGGCAAUCCUCAUGCGUUUCACACAGCUUCUCCUCAGCCUCCCAUGGUUCGUAUCUUUCGCCGAGCCUGCGCAGCACGAAUACUGAUAUUUUUACGCGCUCGCAAGCGUCGCGGAGACACAAGGUUGUCUAUUGUCUCUAAAAGACCUAAAAGAAUGUACGUUUGCUUUUCAAAGUUUCGCGCGGCGGUCGGUCUGUCUGUGUGUAACGCGAGAGAGUGAGUUCCUUGGUUUAAGACUUUCGCAAGAUGCCGUUCAUCAGGGGAGGAGGAGACUCGGACUCGAAGUGUACCGAAGCCGACUGUGGUUUUUGCCCUGGCAGACAGAUCCGACAGCCUUGUAGGAGUCAGCAUCGCAGUCCGAACUUCUUUUUUCGCCUUGCACGGUGCAAGUCCUUUUCGCUGCAAAGGUUCGAGAGUCUCAUUCCUUGCUGCCAAGCCGCGAAAGAAGCAGGGCCUCUUCAUUCAACGGAAAGGUCUCUGACGAAGCGGUUCGCUCUCGAAUCUUGGCCAGAAACUCGUCGGUACCACCGUUUAGUGUGGAGAAAACAGCUCGGAGUUGAACGACGUCGUGGUUUCCCGGUGUGAACAAAAAAGUUCCACACAUUCCAUGGCCCCCCCUUUUGCGCACUGGUGCGGCUUUUCGGAUCUUGCAAACGACCUCAGCGCGUUUCCCUCUUGACGUAUCCUGCGUUUGUUCUUUUUCCGCCACAGCAGAACACCGCAAGUGUCGCUUUUCCCUUUUUUUCGCUUUCGACGGAGGCGCUGCCCGAGGCUCCCCGGCAGGGCCAAGCCGCCAUGCCGCUUCCCUCCAGAACUGUGCGCAACGCAGAAAAGUCUUACGGGAGAUGGAUUUCUGACGACCCGACUCGAUUCACCAAGAACUGCAGAGUUUCACGAGCCAGCAACCACGCAAAUCGUCGCCGAUUCAAUGCCAACAUGUAGAGACAUGAAUGGCUGAAUCGCCAUUCGGGUGCUGCGAGCUGCAGCUCAGUUCCUCGUGUAAAGAGGAGGGAUUCUCAGCGUUUUCGCGGGUAGCAUUUCCAGAAGGCUCAUCACGGUCUUCCUCGCAGGUAAAGGAACUCGACAGGACUCGCUCGCUUUCUAAAAAGACAAGAAACUCGAAAGACACAGCCCUGUCCGGACAGCGCCUGGGCGUGCUCUCGUAUUCCCCUUCCGUUUCCUGAAGAUUUCUCUGACGUCAGCCAACUGCGCGUUUUCGGUGCGACCCUGUUGCGGAGUUCGGAUCUUUCGAUUCGCGGGAACGCAGACAACGCGGGCAAGAGGCAGCUCGUGUGCCUUUCACGGAAAAGCCUUUGCUUUUUCCAGCUCUUCCGCGCUUGUCUAACCGCGAACUGUUUGGCGCGCGUCUCGUCGAGGCGCACUGCGAGCUCGUGCGUGGACGGCGCGUUGUUUUCGAGCGCAGUCGUUGGUCGGAAAGCCUGUCCUGCAGUUCUCGCUUUUUUUUCUGAAAUUUUCGCGAGCUCUCGUUUUUCUCUCGAGGCAGACGCCUUUCCGUCGCGGUUCCGCAGCCGCUUCCGCGGGUGUUCUGUGCAGCUGUUCCGGGCAGUUGUGUAGGAGGCUUUUCGUCUAUUAGCAAGCCGUCCAUUUCCACAAGAGUUUUCUGUCCACGCCCCUUGUGAGUCUUUCCAAGUUGCUCUUUCUUUCUUCAAAGAGCUUGUCUUGCGCGACAAAAAAGAGAAUACCCUCGCGACUCGCGCCGUCACACACACACACACACAACGAAAGUUUUUCCCCCACCAGGUUGAGCGCGUUUCCUCCGUUCUUCUGGGAGUUUCUUGAAAGCCGGGUGCCUGAAAACGUUCAGCUCCGCUCUUCUCCUUUCUUUUUUCUCCCCUUUUUUGUUCCUGGCCUCCGGAGUUCGUGAAUUCGUCACAGGAGUCGUGGUUUGGGUUUCCUAGUGUUUAUCGCAGUUCGCUUCCUCCGUUUUGGAGAGAGGCUGAAGAGGGCGUUUGAGCGCUUUUGCUCCAACUCGCUUCAUCGCAGACUCGAGGCACCGCCUCCCUACAGGUGUUGUUUCCUGGAAAGCAUCCGAGCUGGAACAAGGUCCGUUUUCUCUCUGGGAGUCGAACGGGGCAUCUCUUUCGAUUCACCACCGCACAUGAAGAAUACUCGCAGCGACGGCUCUUUGCGAGUUCCCACAAUUUCUUUUCCCCGAGAGUUGAUAAAAUCCCCGGAAGUCUUGCGGCGACCUGCUUCGCGGUUUUUCCAGAGACGCUGCAAGGCGUUGCUUGCCGACCUGCCUCUCGAGACUCGAGGCCUCCCGCGCGCAUUGCGUGGACCUUUCUUUCUGAGUCGCGAAGAACUCUUUCCCUCCAUUUUCCUAUCGAAAAAAAGCCGCUCUUUGGGGUCGCUCCUUCUCUACUGGACAGGAGUUCCCCGUCUGCACUCCCAGGUGGCGCGCGUCUUCUUCUCUUCCGUUGAGGCCUCGUUUUUUCCUUUCAUCUCGAUGUUUUCCGAGUCCGAACCUCUCGGAAUCCGUAGGGCCUGUCUCUCCCAAUCGCAGCGGAAGGACAAAACGACGCUCAGAGGUCGACGCGGUCCGCGCAGAAACUCCGCAGUGCGGCAUUGCCUGUUUCGUCAGGCGGUGCAGGACAGAGUGUCUUCUCUGCAUCUCUCCAUCUGAGAGGGGAGAGCUUUUUUUCGAGGAGAAAGGCAACUUCGCCGCCUGUGUCUUGCAGAGGCCUUCUUUUUUUUCUCUCCUCGUGGAGAGUGAGGGAGAGCCUCUUUGCCGAAAAAACUCUUCAGAGGGGUCGUCGAUAGACACAGAGAGACGAAUUCGCUAUCGAGAACAGCGCCUGUGGCUUUUUGUGGUCGUCUUCCUCUCCAAGACUGUCUCUGCUUGUGCGUUUUCUCUCUUCGUUCACCGCUCUCUGCGCGCAUCUCCUUCCUCUCUCUCUCUGUCGUUUCUGGACCUAUGGUUCUUGUCUUGUCCUACUCUCGUGGUGCCUCCUUCUUCGUUUCUCAUCGUCGAUUUUCUCUUUUUCUUCCGUGAAAAUGGAUGACCAGGAAGAGCGCUCGCGAGCGACGCCCGCCUCGCAGGAGACUUCGGUCUCCGAGCCGCCUGCAACUUCUCCUCCGCGGCUCUCUGGGCGUUUAGCGCCUCUGUCUCCGGACCUCUGCGCGUCUGCCUCGCUCUCCUUUUCUCCUCGCUCUCGGACCUCCUCUCACGGCGGCUGUUUCGACACCCAGGAGACUUCUAGCGCGAGGUCCUCGCCUUCCCUGGACGCGGAACGCAGCACAAAGCGUUCCUCUUCGUCGCGCUCGACGCAGGUACCUCUCUCCCCGCAGUCUCGCAAGCGCGAAGAACUGCCGACUCGCUGUACACUCUCCUCCACGCCUCUUCUAGCGAACUUGCCGCCGCUGGAUGCUGCACAAGGUUCCAUCGAGCCGCCGAGAGUUCCGUCGCCUUCUUGGCAAGCUCUGCUGGAGGCCCGCGCUCAUGCGGGAACGCUGGAGAUCUCGGGGACGCAGCCGCGAGACCAGUUCCUUGUCAACUUCAUCUUCGCCGCGAAAAUCCUCGCCGCCGUCCUCGCCGCCGUACUCAUCGUCUCUGCGUUUACUCACCUCGAGGCUGUCGGCGUUCUCGUCAACACUCUCCUCGCCAAGGUGCAGGCCUUAGGUCCUUGGAGUCCGUUCGCCUUCGUGCUCAUGUACGUCGCUCUCGUCAUCUUCAUGGUCCCUGCAGAGGCGCUGAACGUCGCAGGAGGCUUCAUCUUCUCUCGUAUCUACGGCUGCUUCGUUGGAGUUCCCCUGGCGCUCUGCUGCAGCAUGACGUCCUUGACGACCGCAGGAAGCAUUUGUUUUCUCCUUUCUCGACAUGUUUGCUCCAAACAUGUCGAGAAACUUUUCCGUGGAAGUGACAUUUACUACGCCUUUCAACUUGCCGUGGAGGACGGAGGAACUUGCUUCGUUGCCCUCAUUCGUCUCUCCCCCAUUCUCCCUUACUCGAUUACGAGCUACCUCUUUGGCCUCACGUCUCUCCGGCUGUCUCAGCUGGUAGUAGGCUCUUUCUCCAGUGUUCCACUCGUCUUCAUCUUCAACUGCGUAGGAGCUGCGCUGCGAGACAUCGACAACGUCGACUUCGGCCGCCUGCACUUGAGCUGGCAGAAGGCGCUCCUGGGCCUGUUCGGUCUCGCCACGGCAACGGUGAGGGGGUUCAUGGGGAAAGUUGACUUUUCACAGCGAAGGAGAAUAGAACCUAUGAGACACAAAGAAGGAGCGCAUGUUUUCCAGAUGUGA
Molecule: messenger RNA, 4329 nt
Organism: Toxoplasma gondii ME49
Lineage: Eukaryota; Apicomplexa; Conoidasida; Eucoccidiorida; Sarcocystidae
Product: SNARE associated protein
Exons: 7
Coding region: 3085-4329 (414 amino acids)
Cellular component (GO): membrane
Source: RefSeq, a predicted model, not a curated record